Molecule: messenger RNA, 3025 nt
Organism: Vigna unguiculata (cowpea)
Lineage: Eukaryota; Viridiplantae; Streptophyta; Magnoliopsida; Fabales; Fabaceae
Gene: CLC-C
Product: chloride channel C
Biological process (GO): transmembrane transport; chloride transport
Cellular component (GO): plant-type vacuole membrane; intracellular membrane-bounded organelle
Molecular function (GO): voltage-gated chloride channel activity
Source: RefSeq, a predicted model, not a curated record
AUACUGUGUUUUGAUUUUGCUGUUUCUGUGGUUGUUUUUUUUUUUCCUGCAUCGAUUGAUUAAAAGGAGAAAAAAGUCUUUGUUGUCCUAACCAUAAUACGUUGCAAUGAAUUAUUGAGUGUCUUGUCUGGAUAUUCCUGCCAAGCUUAUGCAAUCAUUUUGGUUUUCCAAAGGGAUGCUCUGAUAACGAACUUUUUCUUGAGGUGAUCUCCAGAAUUGGAACACUCCUGAGAAAAAGGAAGAUCAUUGAUUGCUGUGAAAGUAGGAUUUGGUUCAUCUGGGUUGAGGAGCCAUUAGUUUGUGCUGGGAAGAUGAAUAAAGAAGAUGAUGUGAACCGUGGUGAUUAUGAGCAUGACAUAGAAAUUGAAGGUCUGUUGGAUGGGUAUGAGGAAAAUAGAAGGUACUGGUCUGGGUUAUCUGACAGAAGCAUGUCUCAUACAAAGCCACUUCUUGUGAAGAGGACCAACACCACCUCACAGAUCGCUAUAGUUGGUUCCAACCUAAGCCCUAUUGAAAGCCUUGACUAUGAGAUUUUUUAUAAUGAUAUAUUGAAGCAUGACUGGAGGUCCAGACAGAAGCAUCAGCAGAUCCAAUAUACUGUGCUUAAGUGGGGAUUUGCUCUUCUUAUUGGAUUAGGCACUGGAUUGGUUGGCUUCUUUAACAGUUUUGCAGUGGAGAACAUAUCUGGUUUCAAGCUGCUUCUCACCACCACUCUCAUGACUAAAAACAGAUAUCUUGAGGCAUUUUUAGCAUAUGCUGGUGUGAAUAUAUGUUUAGCAGCCGCAGCUGCUGCACUUUGUGCUUUCAUUGCUCCAGCAGCGGCAGGCUCUGGCAUUCCAGAGGUAAAAGCAUAUCUCAAUGGCGUGGAUGCUCACUAUAUAUUGGCUCCCAGCACCCUUUUGGUAAAAAUAUUUGGUUCCAUCCUUGGAGUUUCUGCUGGAUUUGUGGUGGGCAAAGAGGGACCUAUGGUACAUACAGGUGCUUGCAUAGCUUCUUUAUUGGGACAGGGUGGAUCUCGCAAGUAUCACUUGACUUGCAGUUGGCUUAGAUUUUUCAAAAACGACCGAGACCGGCGAGACAUGAUUACUUGUGGUGCAGCUGCUGGUGUUGCUGCUGCCUUUCGUGCACCAGUAGGUGGUGUCCUCUUUGCCCUUGAAGAGGCAGCUUCAUGGUGGCGGAGUGCACUUCUUUGGAGGACGUUCUUCACAACUGCAGUAGUUGCUGUUGUUUUAAGAGUUGCAAUUCAGUUUUGUGCCACAGGAAAAUGUGGGCUAUUUGGUGCAGGUGGUUUGAUAUUGUAUGAUGUUGGUUCAGCCAAUAUAACAUAUAGUGCUAGCGAUAUAUUUGCAGUACUACUUUUGGGAGCCGUUGGUGGAAUUCUCGGAAGCAUAUAUAAUUACCUUGUGGAUAAGGUUGUUCGAACAUAUAGCAUCAUCAAUGAAAAAGGUCCAGCUUUCAAAAUCUCUCUUGUUGUGACAAUUGCUCUUCUGACAUCAUGUUGCUUUUAUUUCUUGCCAUGGGUUGCACACUGCAUUCCCUGUCCUUCUAGUUCAACAUUGGCCUGUCCCUCUGUUGAUGAGUCCGGAGAAUAUCAAAACUUUCAGUGCCCUCCAGGAUACUACAAUGAUCUUGCUUCCCUCUUUCUGAACACCAAUGAUGAUGCUAUUCGCAAUCUACUCAGCCCCAAGAUAACCAAAGAGUUUCAUAUUUCCAGUUUGUUUAUCUACUUUGCUACUAUUUACUGUCUUGGGAUAAUCACUUAUGGUAUUGCCAUUCCAUCCGGGCUCUUCAUUCCUGUGAUACUUGCGGGUGCUACCUACGGCCGUCUUGUUAGCCGGAUCUUUGAACCGAUCACCGGACUUGACAGAGGACUCUUUGCCCUACUUGGAGCUGCUUCCUUCCUUGGUGGCACUAUGAGAAUGACAGUUUCUAUUUGUGUCAUAUUGCUUGAGCUCACUAAUGACCUCUUGUUACUUCCACUAGUGAUGUUGGUCUUAUUAGUCUCAAAAACUGUGGCUGACAGCUUCAACAAGGGUGUCUAUGAUCUAAUACUUCAGAUCAAAGGACUUCCUUAUUUGGAGGCUCAUGCAGAACCUUACAUGAAGAAUUUAGUGGCACGUGAUGUUGUUUCAGGUCCAUUGAUUACCUUUUCUGGCAUUGAAAAGGUGGGCAUUAUAUGGCAUGCUUUGAAUGCUACAGGGCACAAUGGAUUUCCUGUCAUUGAUGAACCACCUUUAACAGAGGCACCAGAAUUAUGUGGGGUUGUACUGAGGUCUCAUUUACUGGUUAUGCUGAAGGAGAAGAUUUUCUCAAAUGAUAAGGAUUUCAUAAAUCAAAGUAGCUUCCAAAGAAUUUCUACUUUAGAUUUUGGAAAAGCAGGAUCAGGAAAGGGUAUCAAACUAGAGGAUAUUGAUAUUGAUGAGGAAGAGAUGGAUAUGUAUGUUGAUCUCCAUCCCAUAACUAAUGCAUCUCCUUACACUGUUGUUGAGACAAUGCCACUUGCCAAAGCUGCUAUUAUUUUCCGCCAACAUGGACUCAGGCACAUGUGUGUUGUUCCCAAGAGCCAAGGGAGACCUCCAGUUGUUGGGAUUCUAACACGCCAUGAUUUUAUGCCAGAGCAUGUUUUGGGACUUUACCCUCACAUCAAGUCUCGCAAACAGCAUUUAGGGAUAUCAGUGAAAAAUAUUAUUUCUUCAGUAUUGGAGUGCUGCAUUCAUUAGUUGAUCAAAGUUUUCACAUACAGUGAAGUGCAAUAAUGAUUCACAAAAAACAUUUGAAGCAGAUAUGCUACUUGAGAUGUGGCUGCUGCAUAGUUUUGGUGCUUGAUUUAGCAAAUGUGUCUAUAUAUUAAUUCUUCAUCUCUGUUUCAUGAAGUGAGCUUGACACUUGCAUAUAAAGAUAUACUAUGAAACAGAGUUGCAGAAUACAGUGGACAGUGAUCUCUUGUACAUGUUGCUUGGGUUGGAUUCUUUUGAUAAAGUUAUUUGUAUGAUAUUGUUAAUGUUAAAAUUAUAUUUGUCUCUAA